UCAUUAUCUAACACAAUAAUUAAUUAAAAAUAUAAAUAAAUAUAAAUAAAUAAACAAACCAGUUCAAAAUCACUCAAAUAAAUAUUAAAUAAACAAACACCAAAAUCACGCAAGUACCAAAAUCUUCGCAGCCGCGUUGCAGGUGGAAAUGUUGCACUGUGUCUGAAAGGCAGAAGUUUCCCUGUCUGUGUGUUGUAUGAUUGAGGGAAACUACAUUAAUCGAGUUUUGCUUUUAUCUUACACAUGGAGUGCAACAAGGAUGAGGCUCUGAGGGCAAAAGAAAUUGCUGAGAAUAGAUUGCAGACUAGUGACUUUGCAGGGGCACUGAAGUUUGCUAUGAAAGCUCGGCGACUGUUUCCUGAUACCCAGAACAUCACUCAGAUCAUUACUAUUUGUGAGGUUCACUGUGCUGCACAGAACAAACUCUCUACGUCUGAUAUGGACUGGUAUGGAAUUCUUCUAACUGAUAAAUUUUCUGAAGAAGCAGCGAUAAAGAAACAGUAUAGAAAACUUGCACUGCAACUUCAUCCUGAUAAAAAUAAAUUCGCUGGGGCAGAGGCUGCUUUCAAGUUGAUUGUGGAAGCUAACAGAGUAUUAAGUGACCCAGCAAAGCGUUCUUUAUAUCACAUGAAGAUUAGCCGCCUUGCAGGAAUUAAAGCACCUCAGGCUCCAUCCCAUCACCAUAAUAGUUUUCAUGCACAGUUCCAUUCUCAAAAUUCGAAUUCGAAUAAGCAGGAGACAUUUUGGACAUCAUGCCAACAUUGUAAUACUAAGUACGAGUACUACAAAAACAUUAUAAAUGCUACCUUGCAUUGUCGACAAUGUCUUAAACUCUUCAAAGCUCGCGAUAUAGGGUCGCCGGUUGCACCGUCAGGACAUACAUCAUCAUUUUACAGAAAUAAAGAUAUUCCAAACCACAUGCCACCAAAAGAAGCAUCACAAAGUAAUGGUGGAAAACCUUAUGGUAAAGGACCGGAGGACAUGUUUGUGCCCCUUCGUCCUGAAUCUACGACAAAACAUGGGGCUGGAGAAGGGGCCUCUUCUAAGGUUCGAAAGAGUAAAGAUGGCCAUGGUACUGCUGGUGUGACAAAGGCUGCUGCUGGAACUUCCAACCGUGCUACAUCUAAGGCCAAGCCCCCACGGACCCAAACAAAUGUUGGAAGUAAGAGAGCAAGGCAGUCAGCAUCAGCAGAUUCAGUUGAUGGAAAUGGCAUGAAAUAUAGCAAUGUUCAAGAAAAUGGUGUUGAUCCUUCUGGACUUGACACAGGAGUCCAUUCUAAGAAAUCUUCCAGGAAAAAGCAGCACGCUUCAUACACAGAAACUGCUAGAGAUGGUGAGUUUGAGAAUGCUUCCAAAAGGCCACGACAAGAUGAAUCUUCUAAGACCACUAAAGUGGAGAGAAGAGAUGGGCCUUCAAAUGGUGGGUUGUUCAAUAAGACAAGUUCAACUAGUUUCACUGCUGAUGUGGCUGGUCAGAAUGGAGAGACGAGAAACAAAACAAAUGGCCAACCUGAAAAAACAGUUUUAAGGAAUAAAAUGAAAGUUGAGCAAUCGAACUCGAAAAGAAAGGAGACAUCCAAUCCCGAUAUUAUAUUAUGUCCUGAUCCAGAAUUCAGUGAUUUUGAUAAGGUUAGAGCAAAGGAUUGUUUUGCUGCUGAUCAAUACUGGGCUAUUUAUGAUGAUACUGAUUCUAUGCCAAGAUUCUAUGCUCGCAUCAAGAAGGUUCACUCCCCUUUCAAACUGGAAUAUACUUGGCUGGAACCAAAUCCAGAUCUCAAAGAUGAGAUAGAAUGGCAUGAAGCAGAUUUGCCUAUUGCGUGCGGUAAGUACAGACGUGGAAGUACUCAGACAACUGGAGAUAUUGAUAUAUUCUCUCACAUGGUGCAUUGUAUAAAAGGGAGGGCUAGAGGUUCUUAUUUGGUAUAUCCCAUGAAGGGAGAAACUUGGGCAAUUUUCAGACAUUGGGAUAUAGGAUGGGGUUCUAAACCUGAAAAGAAUGCAGAAUAUCAAUUUGAAUUUGUGGAAGUCCUUGCUGAUUUUGAUGAGAAAGAUGGUGUUAAAGUUACUUAUCUGAGCAAAGUGAAAGGGUUUCUUUGUCUCUUUCAGCAAACUGUGCAGAAUGGAGUUGGAUUAUUUUAUGUUCCACCUAAUGAGUUGUAUAGGUUUUCACACCGAGUUCCUUCAUUUAUGAUGUCUGGUGAUGAAAGGAAAGAUGUUCCAAAAGGAUCAUUUGAACUUGACCCUGCUGGCCUGCCUAAGAGUGUUUUUCAGGUUCAAGUUGGCGAUCCGGGUGAUGUGAUGGAGGAUGGAAUGUUAAACAAUGGAGUCAGUUCUUGCAAGGAAUCCUCCAAGCGUAAAGUUGAUCAGGCAAAGUGUAACGAGAGUAUUCCCAAAGCAAAAUUGCGAGAAAGUGGUGGUCUUGAAAGAGUUCAACCUAUCAAUAGAAAGUGGUGGUCAAACGCAGAAAAUAUGGGCAAUGGUCAUACAAGUACUAGUCAACAUAUGGUCAGAGAACACGAUAAGAACACUAGUCACAGGGACUACAGUCAACCGGAAGGAAAUGAAGCUGCUGCAAGCCAGACCAACAAGAAUUUCAAGACACCACAGAAACCCAACAAGAGAAAUUAUCACGCGGAGACAUCGACAGUUCGAAGGUCACCUAGAGAUUUAAGCAAGAAAAAUGAUGCAAGAGGCGCUGGUGAAUGUGCCACUAGCAAGUUGGCUGAUAAUCAUUCCAACACUAACAAUAAUAUUAAGGAAACUGUGUUUUCUCAGUCGGUGGGAAGUGAUCACGCGUGCUUGAAAAAAGAAUCCGGAGUUGUGGGAGCAAGUUAUGACUUUAAUAAGGAAAAAUCUAGGGAGAUGUUUCGGUUUGGUCAGAUAUGGGCAAUAUACGGUGAUAGAGAUAAUAUGCCUGUUGUUUAUGUUCAAAUCAAGAAGAUUGAAUCCACCUCUAAUUUUAGGUUGCAUGUAUCCGAACUUGAACCCUGCUCGCCCCCAGAAGGUUUCCAGCGAGCAAUAUCCUGUGGUUCCUUCAAAAUAAAAAAAACCAAACCCCAAAUUCUCUCUCCCUCAGCAUUCUCUCAUCAACUAAAAGUUGAACCCAUGGAAAACAGUAUAUAUGAAAUUUACCCUAAAAAAGGUGAGAUUUGGGCUCUAUACAAGGACCAUAACUAUGAACUUACUUCUUCAGACCAGGACAGAGGCAGAAGUGAAUGUCAUAUAGUAGAAGUAUUAGCAGAUAGUGACAAGAGUAUAGAAGUUGUUAUUCUGUUGCGUUUUAGCGGUUCUCAGCCAAUUUUCAAGGCUCCCAUUACGCGGCGAUCUAAGACCGGUAUAAUUGAAAUAUUAAGAGAAGAUGUUGGUAGAUUUUCACAUCAGGUUCCUGCUUUUCAGCAUACUGGAGAAGACGAUCUUCAUCUCAGAGGGUGUUGGGUGGCAGAUCCGUCUUCAAUUCCUGGUUUUGCAGUAUAGCCAUUUUUAUUGCGUCUAAUUUUGUUUGUUGUUAACUUGUGUUUUACUAUACAAUUAGACCCAGCUGUUGUAUGAAGUAUAAGGAAUGUAUGGAAAUGGCAAAAAAGAUUUCAUCAUUCCAUAUUUUGAUCUGUUGUUUUGGUUACAGCUGCUGUUUUUGUCUUCUAGAUUCUGUUUAAUAUCAGUGGAUGCUUGAUUUGGCACCACCAAAGACUUGUGUUGGCAUAUGAGUGUAUCCUUCACUGUCAAGAGAGAAAAAAGUAGAGGACAUGAUGACACAGAAAGGGGGUCUUUCAUGGGAAUUCGUUUCCAUCCUUACAUGAAUAGGCUACACUGUCUAUUAUCUAGGGGAGAAACUAUUUUCACCCUUGUACCAUUUUUUGAAAGGUUUUUUUCCUCUUGAUCUUGUAUUACUAUUUCCCAUUUGUAUUUGUUACAUUUUCAAAGCCUAUACAUUUACAGCUAAAUCUGAAAUACUUAUCCAAUUCGACUUGAUUUUAAUGAUAAAAAUGGGUUGGCUGUUAUCAAA
Messenger RNA from Vicia villosa (hairy vetch), 4003 nucleotides. RefSeq lists its product as uncharacterized. The record is from RefSeq and is a predicted model, not a curated record. The transcript is spliced from 2 exons. Lineage: Eukaryota; Viridiplantae; Streptophyta; Magnoliopsida; Fabales; Fabaceae. Bases 244 to 3474 code for a protein of 1076 amino acids.